Messenger RNA from Hibiscus syriacus, 1573 nucleotides. RefSeq names its product ankyrin repeat-containing protein At2g01680-like. The transcript has 2 exons. The record is from RefSeq and is a predicted model, not a curated record. Lineage: Eukaryota; Viridiplantae; Streptophyta; Magnoliopsida; Malvales; Malvaceae. Bases 21 to 1445 code for a protein of 474 amino acids. Gene Ontology annotation, molecular function: protein binding.
UGUGAAUUUCAAAGUAAAAAAUGGAGAAUAAGCUUUAUAAUGCAUGUUUGGAAGGCAACAAGAGUGAGUUGUUGAAUUUGCUUCAAGAGGAUGCACUUCUUCUUGACAGAUUCAUCACUGGACGUUACCCUGAAACCCCUCUACACGUUGCUUCCAUGCUCGGCCAUCUCGAAUUCGUCGAUGAAAUUCUUACUCGUAAGCCUGAGCUAGCCAAAGAAGUUGAUUCUCGAAACUCAUCGCCGCUUCACUUAGCUUCGGCAAAAGGGUACCUGCAAAUUGUGAAAAGGUUACUGCAGGUUGAUCCUGAUAUGUGUCUUGUUAGUGACAUUGAUGGGAGGAACCCUCUUCAUACUGCUGCCAUGAAAGGUCACUUUGAUGUGUUGAAAGAGUUGGUCCAAGCCAGACCCUGGGCAGCUCGUGUGUUGAUGGACCAAAGUGAGACCAUUUUACAUGCGUGCGUGAGGUGCAACCAGUUGGAAGCGUUGACGUUGCUCGUGGAAAGAGUUUCGGAUCAUGAGUUCUUGAAUUGUAAGAAUCAUGACGGUAACACUAUCUUGCAUCUGGCGAUAGCUGCUAAACAAACAAAGAUCAUAAACUUGUUGAUUUCUAGCACAACGAUAGACGUAAAUUGUGUGAAUGAAGAUGGCUUCACUGCACUUGAUCUUUUAUCACGAAACCAACGAGACGCGAUUGAUAAAGAGAUUGUGGAAUCACUUAGAAGGAUGGGAGCUACACAUGGACAAGACAAACCUCUGUCAAAUUCUCAACUCAAGGCAAUAAGGACCAAAAUCUUGUCGUCCACAUGGGAUCAGCCAAACGCAGCAUCAAAAUCAAAGAAGAGAAAAGAUGGAAAGAGGUCAGUUAAAAAUAAGAAUGGUGAUUGGCUAGAAAGAAAACGCAACACCUUAAUGCUGGUGGCUUCCCUGCUCGCCGCCAUGGCAUUCCAAGCGGGCAUCAACCCUCCCAGUGGCGUUUGGCAAGAUAAUGGCCCCAGUGGUUUUUCAUCGACAGAAUCAAACGGUAAAAAUCACACGGCGGGGUUUUCUGUAUUGGCAGAUAAUCAUCAACGAGUAUAUACGUUAUUCAUCGCAUGGAAUACAACGGGUUUCUUGGCGUCUCUCAGCAUCAUCCUGAUGCUUAUAAGUGGAUUGCCGUUGCGGCGUCGGUUCUUUAUGUGGGUUUUAAUGGUCAUCAUGUGGGUUGCCAUUACUGCAAUGGCAUUAACAUAUCUAGAAUGUCUCGUAGCAUUAACACCUGAUCAUCAAAACUCUUUGCUGAUCACUAUAUUAGGAAUUGCUGUGCUGGUUUGGAUCGGCUUGAUGCUCAUACUCCUCCUCGGACACAUGAUUCGAGUCCUAUUCAGAUUGAUCAAGUAUCUGAGAAAAUCUGUGAUGAGAUUGAUGAGAUUGAUGAAUCCAAUCGCCACACGCCCUGCUUUAGUUUAAUGCGUACAAUUGAGUCGUGUGAGAAGUGAGAACACUUGAACUAUAGCAAUGGUUGUAAAAUAUAAUGUCUAAGCUUAAAGCCUUAAAGGCAGGGUUUAUGAAUGGAAAAAGUUGUGUGUUUUAUUGUA